This is a messenger RNA of Platichthys flesus (European flounder), 1899 nucleotides long. RefSeq names its product trypsin-3. Bases 74 to 868 code for a protein of 264 amino acids. The record is from RefSeq and is a predicted model, not a curated record. Gene Ontology annotation, biological process: proteolysis. The transcript is spliced from 5 exons. Gene Ontology annotation, molecular function: serine-type endopeptidase activity. Lineage: Eukaryota; Metazoa; Chordata; Actinopteri; Pleuronectiformes; Pleuronectidae.
CUUCGAGUUGAGAUAAGACAAGGAGCGCACAGGAGAAGCCUCUCACUGGGACUGCUGCUCCCUUUGUCUCACCAUGGACCUGCCAUCCUUACUGCUGUGUAUACUGGUGGAGUUACUGGCUGUGAAUUGUUUAGACAUGGCAGAGGAGCGAAUAGUGGGCGGAUACGCACCAGUCCCACAUUCAAUCAAGUACAUUGUGUCGCUACAGACCCCGGACCGCCAGCACAUCUGCGGGGGCACCUUGAUAAACAAGUACUGGGUGAUCACAGCGGCGCACUGUAACAUCGGGGUCGACAAAAUGAUGGUAGUAGCAGGAGACUACUCUCUGAGCAUCUACGAGGGCACAGAGCAGGAAAUCCUGCCCCAGCUUCUGGUGCCCCACCCUGAGCACGACGCCCUCAACAACAACAAUGACAUUAUGCUUGUUAAGGCACAGGCUCCGGUCCAUCUGAACAGCUACGUCUCCAUCGCUCUGCUGCCCAAGCAGGACGCCUCUGUAGCGGAGGGACGGAUGUGCCGGGUGUCGGGUUGGGGAUACACCAGCCCGAGCGGAGGCCAGAUCCCCUCAACCCUCCGCACCGUCACGAUCCCUGUCGUCUCCACGGAGAAGUGCAACAGCACGGAGUCCUUUUCCGGUACCAUCACAGAAACCAUGCUCUGUGCUGGUUUCAGCAAUGGUGGAAAAGAUGCCUGCAUGGGGGACUCCGGGGGUCCACUGGUGUGUGAAGGGCGGCUCUACGGCGUGGUGUCCUGGGGGAGAGGGUGUGCCGAGGCCGGGUUUCCUGGAGUCUACACUGCCGUGUCCAAGUACCGCAGGUGGAUAGACGAGACCAUCUCCAGCUACCAAGGCCGGUGUGACAACAAUUAAGACGCAUCGUUGAAGAGACAAAGACAAAACACUCGGCAGAGACUGGAGGCUCUUCGGCUUGAUUUGAUGUGUGUCGUAUGUUCUCUUCAGCGUUUGUGCACGUUUGAUUCUAUGUUCAUGCGCUGAAGGAAUCGUUGAAACAUUUUUGGGAAACACAAUAAUUCACGUUCACACACAAGAGAUGAAUGAGAAAGUCGGGACCACUCGAUCAGCUAGCAGAGGUUUAGCGUAGCUUAGCAUAAGUCAGGAAACAGCUUAUAAGAUCCCGACCAGCAGCUCUGUAACAUGCAAAUUAAAUUACCACAUGGAAUUUGUUCUAUAGUUUAAAACCCAAAGUGACGACUUGACCAAAAGUGUUGUAUGAACUCUGCCUCCUCCAUGUUAGUGGAUUAGUCAAACCUAAACGUAACGUACACGUGAAUUAGAUAGUUUCUGUUAUUUUAGGUUUUAUCAAGUGAUAAUUAGUCUGUAUAGUUUGGUUUUAAUUAGUCUGAUGAUAUAAAAGCGCAAGAUGCCGGUCAAGCAUUUUGGUCUCACUUUUGUACAGUUUACUUUGUCUAUGAUAAAAACAUUUUAUGACGAUUUAUGACUACAGGGUCAUACCGGUGCUAAGCUAAGCUAACUCUCCUUCUCCAAAUGGAAUCAACUUUCUCGUCUUUGUUUUGUUCCAAAAAGUGAAAAAGCUAAUUUCCCAUCUUGUCCAACGAUUCCUUCAGGUUCACAAGCUUGAAUAUUUAUCAUUUUCCGUUGUUCAUCUAUUUAAAACAUUUAAAUAACAAAACAUGAUGCUUAAUCUUAAACAGGGUAUAUAUUGACCACAUUACCACAACAUCAGGACAGAGGUGCCAAAUCGCUGCUUCAAGUGUUCACAAUCAGAGCACUCACAAAGAACCUGGUCCAACUGGUGCUCCCACUGCAAUCAUUUGAGUCCAGUACAUUCAUCCAGUACAGUACAAAUGUAUUCUCGUAAUAUUACAACUUAAUUCUUAAAAUCUCAAUUUUAUCAACUGACUCUCUUGCAUAUGUAUAUC